UACCAUCCAAUCACCACACAGGAGCCUGCAGCUGCGUCCAUAAGAGACGCGGGCGGGGGCGCUUGCAUCCUCUUGGAAGUCGCUGUGGUCCCCGCGCAUCUCCGUGCGCACCGGCCCCGCGCGGCCCGAGAAGUCCCGUCUCCGUCGCUCUCACUUGCCGGCGCCGCGGGGCCGCGAGGAGGACGCCUGGAGGGUCCGGAGCGGGCGGUGAUGGACUCGCUGGUCUUUGAGGACGUGGCUGUGAACUUCACCCCGGAGGAGUGGGCUCUGCUGGAUGGUGCUCAGAGGAAGCUCUACAGAGACGUGAUGCUGGAGACCUGCAGGAACCUGGCCUCCGUGGAUUGUUGCCCUCAAGUUAAAACCAGUGGAUUGAGACUUCAGCAGGGUAUAUUGGAGAAUAAAACAGCCAGCGAAGAGAAAAUAGUAAGGUUCAUAAGAUGUGAGUGCCGGUCUGUUUUUGGCAAAAACUGGACAUUUCAGAACAUUGGAGAUCACCCAGCCCAGGAGAGGCCUGUGAGGAGCCAUUUGGUGCAGAGUCUCCGUGGAAGUAAUGGAGGUGAUCGCUGUGGAGAAACCCUGAACCAGAUUACAGACCUUCCUGUGCCUGAGACAUAUCCGACUGGAGUUAAACCCGGUGAAUGCACGAAGUGUGGAGAAGCCCUCAGGGAUUGUUCUCUCCUAAAGAAUCAGCAAAGACCUCACACUGGACACAAAUCUUAUCCAUGUGAGGAAUGUGGGCGGGCCUGCAGUUGUGUCUCGUGCCUAAGCACUCAUGUGGAAACAGACAGUGUAGAUAAACCCUGUAAAAUGUGUCAGGAUACUGGGAGAGCAUCUAAGAGACCCGUGAAGAGGCUCCAUAGAAAAAAAUCUUUUGAGUGUAAGAAAUGUGGACAAGUUUACACUUGCGCCUCAUCCUUACAGGAACAUGACAGAGGUCACUGUGGAGAGAAAACCCAUGCGUGUACAGUUUGUGGGAAAUCCUUUAUGUAUGACUCCUACCUAUUACGACAUGUGAGAACUCAUGCUAGAGACAAACACUACGAAUGUAAAGAAUGUGGGGAGGCCUUCAGUCGCUUCUCAUACUUUCUUCCACAUAUGCGAAGGCACUUUGGAGGGAAACCCACUGAAUGCUGGACUUGUGGGAAAGCCUUCAGUCACGUGGCCUCCCUUCAAGUACAUAUUAGAACACACACUGGGGAGAGACCCUAUGAGUGUCAGCUGUGUGGGAAAGCUUUCAGUCGUUCGUCCUCCCUGCGAGUACAUGUGAGAACACACACUGGUGAGAGACCCCAUGAAUGUCAGCACUGUGGGAAAGCCUUCUGCUUCCUGUCCUCCCUUCGAAGACAUGUGAGGAUGCACACUGGAGAGAGACCCUAUGUGUGUCAGCACUGUGGGAAAGCUUUCAUUUGUUCCUCCUCCUUGCAAGUACAUAGGAGAACACACACUGGGGAGAGACCCCACAAGUGUCAGCACUGUGAGAAAGCUUUUGGUCUUCCCUGCUCUUUGCAAGCACAUGUGAGAACGCAUACUGGGGAGAGACCCUAUGAGUGUCAGCACUGCGGGAAAACCUUGAGCUCCCUCUCCUGCCUUCGAGGACAUCUGAGGAUGCACACUGGGGAGAGACCCUAUGAAUGUCAGCAGUGUGGGAAGGCCUUCAGACAUCGUGCAAACCUUCGAGUGCAUGGGAGGACGCACAGUGGAGAGAGACCCUAUGAAUGUCAAGAAUGUGGGAAAGUUUACAAGUAUUCCAAUAACUGGGGAGCACACAUGAGGACACACACUGGCAAGACAGGGAAUGAAUGUCAGCACUGUGGGAAAGCCUUCAAGUAUGUCACGUCUCUACAAGUACAUGUGAGAACACACACUGGACGGUAGCUCUGCAUACAAGGACUGAGGGGAAGCCUUCAUUCUCGCUUAGAACCUGUUUUAAAUGCAAGCAAACACACUGGAGAGACAGGUUAAAAAUUGGAAGAAUGUGGGAAAACCUUCAAGUGUCGCACUUCAUCUAUUUUGUACAUGGGAACUCAGGGGAGACAAAAAUCCUUUAAACGUUAGAAAUGUGAUUUUGUCUUUGUGUCUCAUCCUUACUUGGGACCCCCAGUGUAUUGGUUUCUAGUUCACAUUGCUGAUAUGAAGUCAAUAUUAGAAUAUCUGUCUAUGACCCCACCAUCUGUGUUAUACAUAUUUUGUUAUCUUGGACUUUAAAUAAUUGUACUGUUAUAUGACACUUGUCUAUUUUGUGUCACAGUGUCUUUUGGGUCCAGGGAUGACAGUGGUUUUUGUUUUUAGGGGUGUUUUUCCAUGUGCAACUUGGUAUUAUUUUGGAUGAACUUUGUUUUCUUUCUUUCCAUUAUGCUCCUGGUCUGUGAUGAUGAUGGUAUGAGACCUGUAUUGUUGAAAUUUCUUUUCUGGUCCACUGUUGCAGGGAGUUUUCUGACUUGAUAUCUACUCUCCCCUGAAUUCUUUAUUAUUGAAAGAUGUAUCUUCCACUUUUGAUUGUUGCUAGUAGAUACGUCAUCGGUUCCUCACAGAAAUUAGUAAUUAUGGAAAGAUCUUGAGAGGACAGUCUCAUGGGAUUAUGUUCAAAAUUGGAGUCUGCUCAUUCUCCUUGAUCUUGGUUGGAAAUUUUCAUGAAGCCUGGUGUCCAGAUGCUUCUAUUGAAUUGUGCUGUCACCUUGGGGAGGGUGGGAAACCGUGUGUCCCAGAGUCCUUCUGUUUGUGGCUCUGAGUUAAAGUUCACGAGCAGAGGAGGACACAUGAGGUUUGGAAAGAAGAAGUGAAGAAGCCAUGAUUCUCAGUUCUCCUGUCCCGUCAGGAGACAAAGGUGCCUGGGAACCUAGGGGCCUGCAUCACAGCCCUCUUUUCUGACUUGUGGCUCUGCCCAUCUGGAACAGCCCCAACCAAACACCAUGUUUGACAUCAGUCCCCUCUCAGGCACCAGAUCCUACAGACUUUCCCAGAAGCUCCCCCAUUGUGGACCCUCUUUGGUUUGCAGAUUCACACAGUUACUUGCAUUUUCAUGUAGCUCUUUGGUGUCCAUCAGGUCACUUCUUUAGGUUGUCACACUUAGUUAUCUUCUCAUUUUUGACACACUUCAAGGCUUCUAAUUACGUGAAUUCUGUGGGGAGCAUCUUGUUGUCUAAUAGUGGCCCUGUUUCCUGCCUCCACACUGACAAAUUUAAUUUUGCAGCCGCAAGUGGAGGAAACUUACUUCCUUGGUUGCAUAGUUGAGAGCCUGCACUCAUGCUGCAUUUCUUCUUUCUGAAUAGUUUCAUGAUUGAAAGCAGAAUUUGUGAACAUAUUUGGCUGUUUGUGAGAGUUUUCUCUUACAUCUGCCUGCUCUGUAAAUGAUAAAUGCACUGUUUACUUUACAGUUUAUGUGUGAUUACCCCGUGUUUAAGUCUUUCAUGUUUUUUCUGUUCAAUGAAAAUUGCAUUUUCUGUAGAAGAUGAUAAUCUACAUUGUUUCCUCAUGAGAGCACAUUACCUUUAUUUUGAAAACUGUUGUAUACUUACAAGUGCUAUUCUGUUUUAUGUUUCAUUAACUGAGAGAAUAGGUUAAAAUAUCCAACUAUACAUUUUUAUUUUUGUAAUUAUGUCGACUUUUCUGUAUGUAUUCUGGGAUAGUAGUACUAAAUAUGUAUGCUUCCUGACA
Messenger RNA from Equus caballus (horse), 3654 nucleotides. RefSeq names its product zinc finger protein 57. NCBI's taxonomy places the organism in Eukaryota, Metazoa, Chordata, Mammalia, Perissodactyla, Equidae. Gene Ontology annotation, biological process: regulation of transcription by RNA polymerase II. Gene Ontology annotation, molecular function: DNA-binding transcription factor activity, RNA polymerase II-specific; RNA polymerase II cis-regulatory region sequence-specific DNA binding. The record is from RefSeq and is a predicted model, not a curated record.